AUGAACUUCCAUGCUGCAGAUCCUGAUACAUCAUUCGAUAAUAUCAAUAUGUCAAAUAAACACAAUUCAGAUCCUGCUAUUGAUAAAUUGAAAAGCUUGUUUUGGAAGAAGGCGGGCGGCCUUCAACGCACGCUCGGCUCUAUAGCGAAUUUUGACACUUGGGAAGAGUUCGGUAAAUUGCUUCAACGAGAAGCUGAUAUAGACUAUAAUGACGCAGUUUCCAGGCUACAACGAGGUGAAGCUAGUAGAUUGCAUGGUGAAUAUGAUCGGCUCAUGGGCUAUUUAAAUUACGCCAUUGGGCAUGUAGCUGGAGAUAAUGAAAUGCAAGCAAAAGCCAACGACAGGCUUCAAAAAGCAAUGAAGGAAAUUGAUAAAAGCAGUGAUAAAUAA
Mycotypha africana is the source of this 390-nucleotide messenger RNA. RefSeq lists its product as uncharacterized. The record is from RefSeq and is a predicted model, not a curated record. The coding region runs from base 1 to 390 and encodes 129 amino acids. NCBI's taxonomy places the organism in Eukaryota, Fungi, Mucoromycota, Mucoromycetes, Mucorales, Mycotyphaceae. The transcript has a single exon.